GUUGUCCUCAGUGACAGCCGCAGCAGUUAGAGGAAGUGUACAGCUCUCAAUCUGACUGUCUGGCCAGAACAAGUUUUUAUAAAUAUGCUUUAUGAUGUAGUCUGUUAAUGUUCUCACAAGGACAGAAGGCAGAGUGGUGAUUAUUUCCAUUCACCUCAUUAUGUAAGGAACAAUCUACAAUAUGGCAUCCUGGAGAAAUUCUUGCAGUAUUAAUGUUGUGGCAGAUGAAUAUGCUGCUAUUGAAUCUGAAAUCUACCGUAGUCUGCAAACCAUUCUGAGAGAAAUGGAUGCUGAACAGACAGUUGUCAACAAAGGGAUGCUGAGAUGGACGUUACACAAGAAAGUGCAAGACAGUUCUCUCAGGAGUCUGGCUCUGGUGAGGGUCACCAUUAAAGAACUAGAAAGAGCUGAAAGAACUGAUUGCAAGAAGCAUCUCAUUCCUCUGCUUAAUACACUCAUCUAUGCAGUGAUGCAGACAGUAUACAUGCCCGAUGACCUCUAUAAAAGGGUUUAUGACUUCUGCAAGAGGUUGUUGACUCUGCCUCAGCCAUACUGUACUGUGGGCCUCAGUUAUGCUGGACAAAUGAAAACCGAACGAUUUUCUCCAGGCGUUUUAUAUCAAAAAAGGAUACUUGCAGAACAAAAUCUAAGAAAUGAACACUAUCCUCAGCAGGAAAGGGUAUUUGUGUUUGCGGAUCCUGCAGUGUUUUCAGAGUCUCUCAGCAGCGUUUUAAAGGCUGACAUUGAGACUCAAGGAAUGUUCCGGAACCCAUUGACCAUGAUGCGCUGGGCUGUGCAGCACAGCCUUCAGGCGGUACUGGGAGAGGACUGUGAUGGACCCUCUCUCAAUGAUGCGCUGCAGGACCUGGAGCUGGACGUGGAGUCGUACUUUAAUGAAGUGCUUGCAGCGGUUGAACAAAGCACAGAUGUGAACAGAGGUGAACGGGGUCAGAUCAGACAGAAACUGCAAGAGUUAUACCUACAGAUCCUCCGGUAUACCAACAAAGGUCUAUUGUCCACUGGCCCCUUGUGCAAUGUUCCGCUUCCCAAUCCGGAGAUGAGUUUCCAUCUGUGGUGGGAGGAAGAGGAGCUCUGGAGAGAACUGGCUAAAUUCAUUCGUUCUGGAUCUGGGUCCUACGGUGAAAGCCUCUCUUUGAAUCCGGAUGAGUUCUACAUGUCGGAUCUGCCCACAGACCUCAACUCAGAGAUGCCACGGCACUCAGUCAUGUCCACGGACAGCGGGAUUGAGCGUGACAUGCAGGGACCUGAUACUUCUGACAUAGAAUUUAUUGGAGGAAGGAGCCUGAACAAGGCUGAACAAACCUGUGGGCGACUUUCACGACGUGGAGGAAUCAAGGUGAAGCCGUCGGUCACUGACAGCAUGGCUCUGAUGCAGGACGUGCUGGAGGAGACGGGCAACGCUGGCAGCAGUGGGACUCUGCAGAGGAGAGCGGGCAGCAGUGGGACCACCUUACCUAAAGAAGAACGCGACUACACUGCUAAAAUAGUAGUGAUGGGGGAUGAUCGGGUACUGGGAAGACUAGCCAGGGCAUACUACUGGUUAAGGAAACGUGAGGCCAGGAGACGUUUUCUUACAAUGAAAGUCAACCUACAGAUGUACUACAUACCUGUUGCUCGCGAUUCGUCUGCAUCCUCCCCUGUGAAGGAGAAUUUGCCUUCUAAAAGCAUUAACAUCUGUGCUCUGGGCUCAUAUCUUGGAAUGGUGGAUCCAUGGUACGAAUGCAAUGUCUGUAGUCUUGGACAGAUGAUUCCUGAUUUUGCAAGAACGUCAAGCAUUGGUAAAUCACAAGAGCCUGACCUUUUCUUAGCUGACAUCAUCUCAUACUAUGUGCGUAUGGGACAGCAGCCAGUGUACUUCAACAUUUACUACAUCAAGAUUUUCUUUUCCCACAGAGAAGCUAUUGAAGAAGUUUUUGUCACAGGUCUGGAAGUGGAUUUCCCAGAGUUUAAAACAAAUAAAGACACUUCCAAGCAGAAGAAGAUGCCACUUGAUCUAUGCGGGGUUCUCGUCUCCUUUAGCUACUUAAAAGUGUCGCUAAGCAACAGAGAGGUUGAGAAAGGGUUCUCACUCAGAACCACUGGUGCCCAGAUUUCAGCAAUACCACAAAACAAAACUGAAGAUCUCAACUGUCUCGCUGUCACUUUCAAUGACACAAAGCCAAAGAGCAACACAGAGAUAAAGAUCAGAACAUGCAAUUUCAAACUCAAGACGCCAGAAAAAACAACUUUCAGUGUGUGUUUGGACAAAGACUUUCGAAGAAAAUUUAUGGAUGUUGAAAGCAUUGAGGUCACUACAUGUCGGGACCCUGGAUAUUACGUUCAAAAAUCCUUAAAGUCAAAGUUCAUGACAGAAGACGACGCUGACGCUGAUGCUGGACUGAGCAAAUACAUGAGCAAAGGAUUGACUCUGCCCAUAAACACAUUUGCAGGAAUAAUCGAUUAAUGAACAAAGAUGGAGGAUGAAGAGCUUGCGGUGACUGCAAAGGCCAGUUCUUGCUGUUUGUUUUGUGCAUUGUGUUUUAAACAGUGCACUGUACAGUUGUGUCUCCGUGUGACACUUCACCAAGCAGGUUUUACUGCAUUAUGUACUUUUCAUUUGUGAAUCACAAGUUGAUCACUGAUACAGGAAGUAUUUAAUCUUAAACACAGAUAAUUUACUAACACUAAUGCUGGCAUGGUAUUAAGUUUCUCAUAGACUUAAAGAAACACUCAAUUUCAGGGGAAAUAAGCUCAUUUUACAAGUUACCUGGUGUUAAACAAUUGAGUUUUACCUGUUUUUAACCUAUUCGACCAAAUUCCCAGGCACAUUUAGGUUACCAUGAAUCAUUGAAUUGGAUUAGAUCAUUAGCAUCUCAUUUCGAGUUUGCGUUAUUUUAAAAUUUAAAGCAUUACUCUUCUGUAGUUACAUCAUGCACUAAGACUCAGAAAAUAAAAAGUUAUUAAAAUAUUUUCUGUCAAUAUCAAGGAAUUGUACUCUCAUUCCAUUGUAAUAAUCAAUGAACCAUGGCUGCAGCAGGCACAAUAAUAUUAUGCAGCACAUGAAAAUUGUCCACAACUAGGUUACCGGGUAACAGCACUGUGUUUGUGCUUUUAAUUUUAGUAUGGCGUAUCUACAGAAGAGUUCUACUUUAAAUAGGAAUAUUAUCAGAACUUAUAUUUUUUUUUCCGAAAUGCUAAUGGUCUAAUCCGAUUUAAGUGUUUAUGCUAAGCUAAACUAAAAGUGCUCCUGCAACUCCCAGAGAUAAUCCAAUGUAUGUAAAUAUGUUUCUUUUGUAUAUAUUUGUAAAGUAUGUUCUGAAAUUUCUCUAUUUAUGCAUAGUA
Danio aesculapii is the source of this 3342-nucleotide messenger RNA. Its product is annotated as phosphoinositide 3-kinase regulatory subunit 6-like. Gene Ontology annotation, molecular function: 1-phosphatidylinositol-3-kinase regulator activity. Lineage: Eukaryota; Metazoa; Chordata; Actinopteri; Cypriniformes; Danionidae. Bases 182 to 2464 code for a protein of 760 amino acids. The record is from RefSeq and is a predicted model, not a curated record. Gene Ontology annotation, biological process: G protein-coupled receptor signaling pathway; positive regulation of MAP kinase activity. The transcript has 20 exons. Gene Ontology annotation, cellular component: phosphatidylinositol 3-kinase complex, class IB.